AAUGGUGCCAUUUUCCUCCUGGAAGGUUCUCAUUCAUCGCGUUAUCAGUUCAAAUGCUGGUGUGUACGGGGGCAAGGGAUCACCUUAUCUUAUAUUCUUUCAAUUUUGAAAGCUUCUGAGAGGCGUCCAUCAUCGGCAAUAUAUGCCGUCUGUUCUGCGAAGCGAUUGAUACCUUAG
This is a messenger RNA of Dentiscutata erythropus, 177 nucleotides long. The record is from the annotation of a GenBank genome assembly. Lineage: Eukaryota; Fungi; Glomeromycota; Glomeromycetes; Diversisporales; Gigasporaceae.